AUGUUUAUCAAAACCUACUCUGAUCCUCCUAAAGGAACCAUUUUCCAUCUCCUUUUUUUUCUUCUUCUACUUGUUUUUGUAGUAAACUCACUCAAAACUCAAAAAAAUUAUGAUGAAGGAAGUAUCCUUCUAAAACUCAACAAGGAAUUCGGAGUUGGUUCAUAUGGUUUUGAAUCAUGGAAUUCAAGUGAGUCUCAUCACUGCAAUUGGGAAGGCAUAAAGUGCGACACCCGUAGUUUUGUUUCUGGAAUUUUACUUAAAUCUUCGUACCUUUCAAUCAAAAAAUUUCCAAAUGUUAUUUGUGAUUUAAAACAUUUAAAAGAAAUUGAUCUUUCAGAGAGCUUUAUUCCUGGUGAAAUCCCAAUCUCUAUCUUGAAUUGUUCAAAGCUUCAAGUUUUAGAUCUUUCUGGGAAUCAGUUGGUUGGUCAAAUUCCGAAUGAUAUUGGCAGACUUUCGAAUCUUAGGUUACUUAAUCUGGGAUUGAAUAAUUUCACAGGUCAUGUUCCUUCUUCAGUUGGAAAUUUACAUUUUCUACGGAGUUUAUCCCUUCAUCAAAAUCAGUUUAACGGUAGUUUUCCUUCAGAAAUCGGAAAUUUAUCAAACCUUGAAGAUCUUUGUUUGAGCGAUAGUGGUUUUUCGCCGUCGAAAAUUCCCAAUGAAUUCAGUAAAUUGAUAAAGUUGAAGAGUCUUGAUAUGUCAAACAUAAGCUUAUAUGGAGAAAUUCCAGAUUGGAUUGGUAAUUUUUCAAAGCUGGAUUAUCUACAACUUGCGAGGAACAGUUUGGCGGGUAAAAUUCCAAAGAACUUGUUUUUGUUAAAGAACUUAAACCAUGUGUAUUUAAGUGAUAACAGGUUAUCAGGUGAAAUUCCGACAGAAAUCGAAUGUUUGAAUAUGGAUAUAGUUGACCUUUCCAAUAAUGAGUUAACUGGUUUUAUUCCCGAAGGUAUUGUUAAAUUGAAGAAACUGACAAAUUUAGAUUUGUCACAAAACAACUUAUCAGGUGAACUGUCUCAAGAGUUAGGAUUACAUUCCAAGCUUAGAUAUCUUGAUGUGUCGGGGAACAGAUUUUCAGGAAAUUUACCCGAGAAUUUAUGUUUUGGUGGUGAGUUAGAUUCUAUUAUAGGGUUUUCAAAUUAUUUUUCUGGAGAAAUACCGAAAAGCAUCAUAAAUUGUCAUUAUAUAUCGAUUGUUUCACUUUCCAACAACAUGUUAGGUGGCAAGAUUCCAGCUAAUUUUUGGUCACUUCAACAUAUAUGGUAUCUAACCAUAAACGAUAAUUUAUUUUCUGGGGAACUUCCACAUAAUUUGAGUUCGAGCUUAAGGAUUCUCAACUUAGCGAAUAACAACUUUGGAGGUAUUAUACCGAACGGCCUUGGUUCACUUGAAAACCUUGCGUUCCUUUCUUUAAGGUCAAAUAGAUUCAAAGGAUCGAUUCCAGAAGAUAUCAUUAACUUGCAGAGACUCCAAAUAUUAGACUUAUCUCUAAACAAUCUCUCCGGCCAUAUUCCUAGAAGAUUAGGAAAUACGAGUAGAUUCAUAAUGAAUAUAGAGGAGAGCCCGGAUUACUCUGAUGAUGGAUUUGAGAUGGUAAUAAAAGGGGCCCUGAGACAAUUUCGGAAGAUAUAUAAAGGUAGCACAAGUAUUGAUUUAUCUUGCAACACUCUGGACGGAAUUAUUCCAAAAGAGAUAGGCAUGUUAGUAUUACUUUCUUCGCUUAACUUGUCACAUAAUUAUUUCUCCGAUAAAAUCCCAGAAAAUAUCGGAAAUUUGUCUGUGUUAGAGUCUUUGGAUUUAAGUUCCAAUAAGUUGUCCGGACAUAUACCACAAUCUUUAACAACAAUCGACUCUCUAGGGGUCAUAAAUUUAUCUUUCAAUAAUUUGAGUGGCAAGAUUCCGGGAGGAGCUCACUUUGAUACACUGAGUUUGGAUGGCUCUGCUUUUCAAGGGAAUGAUUUAUUGUGUGGAUCUACAAUAAGGAAAGUUUGUGAGGGUGAUCACAAUACUAGUCUUGCAAAGGGCGAUCGAAAUACUAGUACCAGUUAUGCACAUCUUACAAAUGAAGUCGAUCAAGAUGAUCCAGAAGGGAAAUUGUUGUUAUAUACUAUUGAUGUUGUGGGUUUUGUAGUUGGAUUUUGGGGUCUUUUUUUUAUUUUGCUUCUUAAAAGAGAGAAAUGGUGGUUCCCGUAUUGGAGAUUCAUUGAUUUUAUUGUAUUUGGAAUAAUGGAUUACAUCCAAAACUAG
This is a messenger RNA of Papaver somniferum (opium poppy), 2241 nucleotides long. RefSeq names its product LRR receptor-like serine/threonine-protein kinase GSO1. Lineage: Eukaryota; Viridiplantae; Streptophyta; Magnoliopsida; Ranunculales; Papaveraceae. Bases 1 to 2241 code for a protein of 746 amino acids. The transcript has a single exon. Gene Ontology annotation, molecular function: receptor serine/threonine kinase binding. The record is from RefSeq and is a predicted model, not a curated record.